This is a messenger RNA of Cucumis melo (muskmelon), 1612 nucleotides long. It is a transcript of the gene MPG2, whose product is annotated as polygalacturonase-like. Lineage: Eukaryota; Viridiplantae; Streptophyta; Magnoliopsida; Cucurbitales; Cucurbitaceae. Gene Ontology annotation, molecular function: polygalacturonase activity. The record is from RefSeq and is marked provisional. Gene Ontology annotation, biological process: carbohydrate metabolic process.
CUUCUUACAAAAUCUCUCCACAAUCUGACACACUUUGCAACAAAAAUGGCUCUUCAUACAACAACUUCUUUUCUUCUCUCAUCACUACUACUACUACCCAUUAUGUUCUUCAAUUUAACUGCUUUUGCCGAUCCGAUAACAUUCGACAUUCUCAAUUUUGGAGACAAACUUGAAUCCUUUGCCGCUCCGAUAACAUUCAACGUUGUCGAUUUCGGGGCAAAACCUAACAACAUAAAAAUCGACUCAUCCAAGGCCUUCGAAUCCGCAUGGAAGCAGGCUUGUAGCUCUUCUAGAGCAGCUACCAUUUAUGUGCCUAAGGCCAAAUUCUACAUUUAUAGUGCAACUUUUAAAGGGCCAUGCAAAAAUAAUGUCAUUACUUUACAAAUGGAUGGCACUCUGGUGGCUCCCCCAAAUUUCCAUCUCACUGCCCAAUCUAAAACUUGGAUCAUUUUUCGUCAGGUUAAUGGAGUUACUGUGUUGGGCGGUGUUAUUGAUGGUCAAGGAAGUGAACUUUGGGCUUGCAAACACUCUGGCAAGACAUGCCCUCGUGGAACCACAUCACUACAAUUUACCAAUUCACAAAACAUAGUGAUCAGUGGAUUAACAUCACUGAAUAGCCAAAUAUAUCACAUAGUCAUAAAUAAAUGCCGUAAUGUAAGAAUGGAAAGACUAAACAUCUAUGCCCCUGCCAAUAGUCCAAAUACUGAUGGAAUUGAUUUAGAAGAAACAUCUUAUGUGACCAUCCUCGACUCUAAUAUCGGCACCGGUGACGACUGCAUUUCAGUAGGCCCUGGCACCUCUAACGUGUUGAUCCAGAAUAUUUAUUGUGGACCUGGCCAUGGAAUUAGCAUUGGAAGUUUAGGAAGAAAGGAGAGAGAGAAUGGGGUCCAGAAUGUGACGGUUCAGUCAUGUAGACUCAAAAAAACUCAAAAUGGAGUGAGAAUAAAAAGUUGGGGAAGGCCCAGUACUGGAUUUGCAACAAACAUUCGUUUUCAACAUAUCACAAUGACUGAUGUCAAAAACCCUAUCGUCAUCAAUCAAAAUUAUUGUCCCCAUAAUCAAGGUUGCCCUGGAAAGGAAUCUGGAAUUAAAAUUAGCGAUGUGACGUACAAAUCAAUUUACGGGACAUCGGCGUCGUUGGUGGCCAUCAAAUUGGAUUGUAGCCCCAAAUUUCCAUGCAAGGGAAUAGUGUUGGAGAAUGUUCAACUAACCUACAAGAAUGGAAAUGCCAAAGCUUCAUGUAUCAACGCUCAAGGCUCUACUGUUGACAUGGUUGAGCCCAUGGGUUGCUUUGAAGAAUUUUUAAGCUCUAUAUAAAUUAGAAUUUAAAUCUGCAUACUUAAUUCCUCCUGAAAAUUAAAUGGGUAAACCUCAGUUGUAAUGUAAUGUAAUAUAGCUCAUGUCUUUUACUAUCAACUUUAGUGUGUGGUUUCACUGUAGAAGUUAAUCAUAAUCAUGCUAAUGAAGUACGUUAAUUGGUUGUGGAAGCAUUAGCAUAGGUUAAAUGUGUGUUAAAUCAUGUCAAAUAUAGUGAAUAAAUUAGUGGACUGGUUCGUUCAAUCAUCAUGUCUGUAGUUGUUAUAUUAUUAGCUUCGGACGUGUAUGUUUUGCA